CAAAGACCAAAAUCCGAUUGCAGUUCCGCACCCGUCAUGUUGAAUCCAACGAGCCAGAGUCCCCCAGAUGGUAGCGCCACCCAGGAGGUUGGGCAGACGGAGCAGCGCCAGGUGGAGGCAUCUGAAGCUCAGCACUUGGGCUGGAGCUCCGACCAACAAGCCGAUCUGCAGGAUCUGCAGGUGUCGCAGGAGCAAGUAUUCGGCUACCUCACCGAGAUUCACCUGAGCCACAAACAAAUCACCAAGCGCUUCGUCGAGCUGCUCAACCUCUUCGAGGACUACAACAAGAUCCUGGAGACUGGGAGCGAGCACUAUGGCGGCAGCCCGGAACAGUUUACCGGGAAGGAAGCCGGCGACCAGAAUUUAUAUAAAACAUCUUUAUCGAGCCUAAUGCAAUUAUCUGAGUGCACGAUCAUGCCCUAUGCGGACUCCAGCCAGGCGGUGACCUGCGAGGUGAGCAGCCAGACCUCCUGGAGCGCCCUGGAGCAGCGGCAGGCGGACGUGAAGGAGCUGGAGGCUAGGCUGGCCCAGGCGGGCGUGGGCGAUUCCGUUCAGGUGGACAUCGACAAGCCGAGCAAGCUGCAGCAGCACACGAUCCACAUCGAGGUGGAGUCGGUGACAUCGGCAACGGCAAUGCAGAGGCCUCCGCUGCGCCAGAGGAUGUGGCAGGUGGUCGUCCAGACGGCAGACACGAUAAUGGCCUGCGCCUAUAUGAUUGGCGAGAACUUCACCUACGUGCUCUUCAUUGUCCUGUGCCUGUGGUGCCUCUAUCUGUUGAUGGGCCACUACUACACCUUCCUGCAGACGAACGUCAGCCAGCAGAUCGACCUGAAGCGCGACCUGGUGAAGGCCCAUCCCCAGUAGAUAUUUGCAUUAAGAUUGGUUUAGUUUCACUCUCAAAUAAAUGACAAAACAAGUAGAA
Drosophila bipectinata is the source of this 922-nucleotide messenger RNA. RefSeq lists its product as uncharacterized. Lineage: Eukaryota; Metazoa; Arthropoda; Insecta; Diptera; Drosophilidae. The record is from RefSeq and is a predicted model, not a curated record.